Molecule: messenger RNA, 3204 nt
Organism: Anopheles stephensi (Asian malaria mosquito)
Lineage: Eukaryota; Metazoa; Arthropoda; Insecta; Diptera; Culicidae
Gene: IntS8
Product: integrator complex subunit 8
Exons: 6
Coding region: 92-3091 (999 amino acids)
Biological process (GO): snRNA 3'-end processing
Cellular component (GO): integrator complex
Source: RefSeq, a predicted model, not a curated record
UCAAAACAAGCCGGCUGUUUGUUUUGCGUUGCUUCCUUUCCAUAGAAUAUCCGAUUUUUAAAAUAGUUUUUAAGAGUAAAAGGUAACAAAAAUGGAUUUACUUAAGCCACGAACUGUACCUCUUUCCGAAGAAACUAUCCUAUGGUUCGAAUUCCUUCUGAAACCUGCCCUCUUAACGAAGCAUCUAGGCAAACCGAAUCCUGAUCCAUCAGCUACCGAUCUUAUCGUACAAUUUCUCUCAAAAGCACCGGAAGGACAGAUCCAAACCCCCGAUCUAACACCGUCCGAUCCGGAUGGGUCACACAAAUCGGAAGGAUUGAAGUACAACAAGAAGCAGCUCGCGCUAAAGGUGCUUGCCCUAAAAGUAGCGGCCUAUAUGAGGUGGGAUCUGGACAAACUGGAACGGGCGGUAUCGGUACCGCUGCAGAUUCAAUUGUUGGCCGAUCUGUGUAGCAUUACGGCUGGAAAAAUGGUGAUACUUCCGUCGUCACUGCUACAGGAUCCGACCCUUAUCGGUACGGACGGUUCAAAGCAUUCGUUCAACUUUGCGCUUACCCUUUACCAUCGGUGGGUGUUGCGAGCACAGGUACUCCGCGCGGCAGUUAUUAAGAAUAUUAAAUCGAACUCGAACCAUGGUCCCACCGUAACGGAUUUGACAACAUUUGUACUGCGAGACGAAUCUUCCAUCGCUGCCCUAGAACCCAUUACGCAGCUUAGCAUCGAUUACUUAAAUCAAGUGUUAAUGGAACCACAAGCGUUCCGUGUACUGACUUACGAGUCGUUCGUUCCGUUAGAUUCCAAUUCCGACAGCACGCAGCAACGAUUCGAUUCGGCCAUCGCGAUUAAACCAUGCGAACUAAGGGCCCAAAUCCAUUUCGAUCUGUGCCAGUACUAUCUUUUCGUUCAAAAGUACGAGCUGGCACGGCAUAAUGUGUUGCUGUGCAAGGAAAACUAUGCCCAGUGGCAAAGGGAAGAGAUUGGACGGACCGGUCUACCGCCUGCCUACUGCACGGUCAACGCGGAGGUUCUGCAAGGGUAUCUGCUUGCGUGCGGUGUCACCGGUGAACCGGAUGGGCUACUGCAACGGCUGCACGAAUCCAUUCUGAACCACUAUUCCGACAUCGUUAUGAUUCUAAAGGAAGACAACAUUCGUAAGGAAAUCCCGAUGACGCAGCGUAAAUUGCUCGAACUUAACAUUGAAGGCUACAAUGCGAUCGGCAGCACCGACGGUAAUCCGAUCGAGCAGAAAGAGCUGGAACUGGCCGUUGUCGCCCUGAACAUCAUCCGCUACGCAAUGGACGGGGAAAACAUUCUCAGCUGUAACGUUGCGAUGCAGAAGUACAAAAACCAGCAGCCAAAGCUGAUCGAAUCCCUGUUCCAGUACGCGGACGAACAGUACGAACAGUUUUCCAUGGAGGAACGGGGACUGUUGAAGCAGUACUUUUACAAAAUCAUUACCCUGUACGGUGGAGAGCUCGGGUCGGCCUUCGAAGCGUUCGUGCAAACGUACUCGAAGGUGGUGUCGUUGCAGGAGCUGAAGGACUUCCGGGCCCAGCGCACUCAGGUCGAUACGCAGCUGGGUGGUAUUGCCUUGCAGAGCGAUUGGGUGAUACCGGAAACGAAGAAUCCCAGACUAGAAGUUGGCCAGCUUGAGCGUCAACUCAUCUCGUGCACCUCGGCAAACGCAGUCCGCAAGCUGUUGGUAAAAAUCGCCGGCACAAACCCAUCGAAACCUCUGUUCACAAUCAACCCCAGCUGGACCAUCCCUUACCCGUUGGAGCAAAUCCUCAUCCCACUACAGCGUGGCUUUCUGCAAGACUUUGCCUGCAUUCUCAUCGGCAAGGCAAAGGAACUGACGGCCCGCAAAGAUUACGCGACCGCCAUCACGCUGCUAACCGUGCUGAAAAACGAAACACAACGUCCCGAACUAGCGGGCAAUCCGCUCGUGGCUAAGCUUGGCAAAAUGGUUUCCUGGGAAGGGUUGCUCGUACAGAUUCAGCAGGUGCUAGACGAAUGGCCCAAAAAACCGAUCGAUCAGGUACAGCUCGUACGUAACUGUAAGCAGUGUUUGAACUCGGCCAUCGGUGCCACUGCCAGCAACGAUCUGAUGCCGCACGCCAAGAUACUCGAGCACUGUGCCGCCCUGUUGCUCAAUUUGAACGAGUGGAAUGCAUUGCUGAUCGCGCCGGACAAACGAUUCCCCGGGGUGGAGCUGUGUUCGGCCAUCACGCAAGCCUUUCUGGACAUUGAAAAGUUUAAGGGCACGAAGAAGACUAACCGUGAAGCGUGGGAAAUGUUGCUGCCGAUGUUCCUCAACCCGUCCGGCUCCCGUCAGCGGCAGCUACCGCCCGACAGUCCACUGGUGCUGCUGAUCGCAAAGUUAAGGGAACCGCUCGUCAUUUCGAUUCUGCUGUCAUUGCUGGCGAGACUGCACAAUAUCCUGCGCGAUGAGCCGAACGCGGAAAUUAAUGCCGAAUACAUGUUCCUGUGGCCCUCUAAUGUGAACAACACUUCCAUGUACAACAUUAAGCUGGUCACGGAGGCGCUGAACCUGGCACUGAACCAAGCACUGCGCUACUACCCGAACAACAUUCCCUGGCUCAAGCUGAAGGGUGACGUAGAGUUUGUGGCGAACAAUUUCGAGGCGGCCAUGCGCUAUUACGUGACGGCUUUGAUUUCCGGCACCGAGUACUGUACCGUACAUCUGCAGCGACCACUGUUUGACGAUUUUCUUAUCCGGCGUAUGGUGAAGUGCAGCACGAAUCUGGGUUGCUUCGUGCAGGCGGCCGUCCUGUGUCAGUUCUUCGAUGAAACCGAUUACGGGUUGGCGUUUAAAAGCAUCAGCGAAAAGUCUUCCAGCUAUUCGGAUGCGAUGGAUUCGUACUAUAGCUGCAUCUGGGAUUCGACGCUGCUGGAGUAUAUCGUAAACUGGCACUACAAGAAGGGCGAACACAAGCGACGGUUGCAAGCGGUUUCUUUCAUCGGCCAGCUGGAACUGAACGCAAACAACAACGAGGAAAUUAAGCGUGAGGCAGCUGCCGUUCGAAAAAAUCGCUUCCUUCGAUCUCUUGCCAAGCAGUACAUGUGCUGAACCGAGCAUAUGAAUCGGUGGUCUAAUUUUUGAGUAAGUAUUGGAGCUUUUAUUAUGGAAAAUCGUAACGAGUAAAUAUACAAUAAAACGUACACAGUUCGAAUAGCCCGAUA